AUGGGGUUUCUUAUCGUAGAUGGCCGCAAAGUGCCGGUGGACGAGACGGUUCUGGAUCACCUUUUAGCCCCACUUGGUUCGGAUGAGGAGGUGAGGGCCACACAACUGUUGACAGCGGCUGGGCGCUUGCCUGCAGGGCAACCUCCAACUGCAACGAUACCUGUGGCCAAAGCUAAAGCCUCGGUUCUACCGGCUUCCAGAUCCAAUCGAAUCACGCGGCCCAAGGCCCGACAGCUCAUUGCCGAGGGAGACCAUGUCGCGCCGCCCUGCACGUGGUGUGGGCUUCCAACUGGUUGCUUCUGCGACCAAUGCAUGAAGCCGGUGUGCAGUGUUUGUGACCAAGCGCUGGGGCAGUGCGUGGAAUGCUGUUGCCGAAACAUGGGCUGCACUGAGGGCCAGGCACGGCAGCAUGCGGCACUGGUGCUGAAAGAAGUCCCUGCGGAUAGCGCAUCUGGAGGGAUCUCCCGUUCUGGAUUUGGCCACAAUGUGGACCCAGCCUUCCUAGCACUGCCGUUUGAACAGCAGGCCGAAAUCUUCUUGGACGGCGGGGUCCCGGUGAACCCCGAUGCGCAGCUUCGACAGCGUCGUCGCCCAGAGCCUAUGCAGCCGUCGAGACCGCGGCAGGAGACCGCAGAUGAGGCGGCGCGAUGGCAGGAGGCCAUGCACAGGCAACGUGCCGAAACUGUUGCACAGCGAGAGGAAGAGCGGCGACUAGCGGGGUUGAAAGCAGAGGAGGAAGCCAAGAUGCAAGAGCACAUAGCUCGCCAGAACGCCCUGGCAGGGACGGAGCGCAAGGAGCGGAGGCGUGGCGCUGGAGCUGCCCCAAGCCGCGAUGCAGGAGGCGAAGGCCAUGGCUAUGUAGGGCCCGGCGGGGAGAUGGCAAACCUUGCAGGCUCGGAGGAGGGCACGGGGAGCAAGGCACGGAUGCGGCGACUGCGACAACGGGCCAACCGUGAGGCAGCUGCAGAAAAGAAGAAGGAGCAAGCCGCACAGAUGGCCAAAGAGCAGUUCUUGCGCGACACAGCUCAACGGUUCACAGAGAGGCAGUCGCCUUUAGAGCCAACGGAGCCGCAGAAGUCCAAGGAGCCAAAGGUCAGAGCACCCAAAGAGCUGGCUGAGAACAAGAUCGCCGAAGAUCUGCUGAUCGGCUUGUGGGAAGCCAAGCUGACGUCGGCCUCUGCGAGCUCUGGGAGCACUUGA
Molecule: messenger RNA, 1200 nt
Organism: Symbiodinium sp. CCMP2592
Lineage: Eukaryota; Dinophyceae; Suessiales; Symbiodiniaceae
Source: the annotation of a GenBank genome assembly